AUGACAGACGAGAAAGGGCGAGCAGAGGUUGAGGCACGAGAAGGUGGCAGCAGCAAGGGAAGCGAAACAGAGUUGAGCGGCAAGAACAACAACGGCACCAACAACAACGACACCAACAACAACAACACCAGCACCACGUCGAAUCACAAGCAGGGAGCUGCAGGAGAGGCAGCCGCGCCUCAACACCAUAGCGAAGCACAAGAAGAAGAACAAGAACAGCAGCAGCAACAGCAGAGAGUAGCGCCCUCUGCAGCGCCCUCGACAUCAACAAGUAGUAGCCUGCCACAAGGGGAUGCGCCGCUAAAGUUGACCCGCGGACGGCGAGCUACCACAACUGAAGGUGAUGCAGGAACACAACAACAGCAGCAGUGGCAGCAACAACAGCAACAACAGCAGGAAGGCACAAGUGGUGACGAUGAGAAAGGCGAUACUGGCAGUGUCGAUGAGGAGCAAGGGCGGGAAGAGAGCGUCAUGUCUCGAAGCUGGCGCGGGCAAACACCCACGAAUAUGGAUGAUCUGCACAAGCGCGGCAACGGGCGGUACAACGACGCCAGCAACGAUAACACCUCUGGCAGCGACAGCGGCGCCAAAGGCGGCCACGGUGCAAGUGGAGGCACUGUCGAGCACCGCGCUGCUGCUGCUGCGACUGCUGGUGGCGGUCGUGGGUUGACGAGAAGGCGCAGCGGGCGCCUGUUUCAGGUAGCAACAGCGGUGGCCAAGAGGGCGGCAUCAGAGUCAACAGCAGAGAGCACCAACAGCAGCGGCAACGACAGCGCACGGCAGAGUGGUCGCGCAAGCGUCCUUGCCAGCGGUGAACACGAUCCAUCGCAACAGCAGCAACAGCAGCAACAGCAGCAGCAGCAGCAGCAGCAUCGAUUGAGCCGCGGGCGGCGCUCAAGGGCGUCAGCGAGGCAGAGGGAGCAAGCGGCACAGCAUGGAUGCGUAGAAGGGCUGGCAGCACUCCCGCGGCCAACAGCGCACCGGCCGACAAGGAAGGCAGCAGCAGACGAUGUCACCAAUGGUGAUGGAGGCAAUGGCGGGCAGCGCAGGAAACGAGGUAAGUUUGAUGGGGAAGAGCACAUGGUCCGUGACACUGAUGAUAAUGACGACGACGAUGACGAUGUCGACGAUGUCGAAGGUGGCAACAGCGACGGCGAUGAGGUGGAUUCUGAUGAGGAUGAGCAUGUUGACAGCGACAAGGCGUUGCUUCGCUUCCGUCCCGACAUUUCCAUCUCGGAAUUCGAAGGACACCUGACACAGUCCAUCUUCAAGGAUUUGGCAGAGCCGCUUGCGAAGAUUGAGGACAAGAUGGUGCAAGUCAAGAAAGGCGAUGACAGCGUGUUCCGGCGCCGGCGCGCUGUGCUGGAGCACGUCCUUCGCCGCCGCCGCAUAUCUGCCGAGGUCGAAUACGACCGCCGCAAGGACGAGAUUGCACACGACUACGAUGCACAGCGCGCACAGAUUGUGGCCAGGUUCAAGGCACGGCGGGAGGAAACAAAGCAGGCCCUGAUGCAAUCCGUCGUCGAACGAUUGGACGACGCUAAGCAACGGUACGAGGCGAGCGCCAUUGAUGGGGAGGACGACUCACGUCCGGCGCCAAAUCGCAUGGCCACGCGGCGGCUGCGGCGGAGGGGACAAGAUAACCAACCGAUCACAGCCGGGGCGGCGGAGACGAAGACUGUCGAGGCCAAAGCGCCCAUUGUCGUCAUGGAGCUCGAAGCCAAGGACGUUCUCAAGGAUUUGCGGACCAUGGGCUGCACCAUUUCCAAAGCUCAAAACGAAAUGGCGAAACUCAGAGACAAGCCCCUGUCCAUUAAGACGGUGUUUGACAACCGGCGUGACCAAGUGUUCUUCAACGACCGCUGGUACAGUCGCGGUGCCCGCGUCACCAUCGAUGUGCCAACAGGAACAACCACAAAUCGCAGGGUCACGGGCAUCAUCUUUGCCAUCAACCACACGAUGGUGUGGGUGCGCGUGACAGAGUUUGACCGCAUCGGGCUCAAGUUGUCCGAGCUCGCGCGAGGGAUUGUUGGCAUGCGUCCUGCUCAGGGCAAAAUGUAAAGGCGGUUGCAUGACCGUAAUGUGCUGUUGGCUGCUGCUUUGUUGCAGUGCUGCAACCUUGCACACGCGCGCGCUCCCGCACACACUCUCACUCUCACGCACAUCAGCCACGUGCGGGGCAUGCUCCAGCUGCAAGCAUGCCACCCCUUUUCCCUUCUCGUUUGUUACCGCACACGCAAACAACACCCAUUUCCUCUUCUCAACUUCCCCCCCCCCUCGCUUCAUUGUUGUGCAUAUGGACGCGCUCUAGUUUGCAGACGCUUUUACAUUCUUUACACUUGUGGUGACGUUGUUAUGGUGUUGUGUGCACGUGCGACGGUGUGUGUGUGUGUGCGUGUGUGUGUGUGCGUGUGUGUGUGUGUGUGCGUGUGCGUGUGUGGGUGCACAACGUGCUAUCCUUGUUGUACAAAACUACAGCAAAAAGGUGCAAA
This is a messenger RNA of Salpingoeca rosetta, 2492 nucleotides long. RefSeq lists its product as uncharacterized. NCBI's taxonomy places the organism in Eukaryota, Choanoflagellata, Craspedida, Salpingoecidae. The transcript has 9 exons. The record is from RefSeq and is a predicted model, not a curated record. The coding region runs from base 1 to 2061 and encodes 686 amino acids.